AUGGCGAUUGCUACAUCUAUGAGUUUGAAUCUAAUUGGAUCAUUCAAAGGCUUAUCUCUCUCUUCAACCUCGUCGUUCCUCAGAGGCGAUUUGCAUUUUCCCACUAAAACCUCCUUCACGGUGACUCUCCCGUUGGAAAACCUCCAAGCUCCGGUUCCGUUGACAAUCAAGUCCGCGCAUAAGAAAGGAGCUGGUAGCACUAAGAACGGCCGUGAUUCUCCCGGUCAGAGACUCGGCGUCAAGAUCUACGGUGACCAAGUCGCUAAACCUGGCGCCAUCAUCGUUCGCCAACGUGGCACCAAGUUUCAUGCUGGAAAAAACGUUGGGAUUGGGAAAGAUCAUACCAUCUUCUCUUUAAUCGAUGGAUUAGUAAAGUUCGAGAAGUUUGGUCCUGACAGGAAGAAGAUCAGUGUGUACCCAAGAGAAAUUGUGCCAGAGAAUCCAAACAGUUACAGAGCAAGAAAGAGAGAAUCUUUCAGACUGCAAAGGGAGAAGAAGAAGGCGAGACGUGAGAAUUACACUUACACAAUUCCUAGCCCUCAGCUUGUUCUUGCCUCUGCUGCAAUCGAUGAUGCUGAAACCAAUCCCGAUUGCUAA
Messenger RNA from Microthlaspi erraticum, 597 nucleotides. The record is from the annotation of a GenBank genome assembly. NCBI's taxonomy places the organism in Eukaryota, Viridiplantae, Streptophyta, Magnoliopsida, Brassicales, Brassicaceae.